GCAGCUCUUCGCCCCGGCACGGUGUCGUCUGAGGAGUCAGGACUCUGGCAGGCCGCUUCACACUCACGGUUCACCAUGUUUUAUUACUUUCGUAGUUUUGUUUACAUAUCUUGACUGUUGAUGCCUAUAAGCCUAUAAAGGAAAUUGCCUGCAAAAUCCUAGCGCCGGCCGCUGCGACCGAUCGCCAGUUGCCACACACGACUACAAAGUAGUGAGUUCAGGACUGCUGGUGCUGACUACAACUGCCUACGGGUAUCUGGGACUGAAGGCUGAGGAGUAUUGAACAUUAAUGCAUUAUUACAACUAUCAAUAUAGAAGUAUCUGCAUCUGCGCAUUAAUGGGCCCUCAACUUAUGCCACAAAGCAUAACGCAUUAACACCCAUAAGGAUAAGAACCUAUGGUUUACACUUCAUAGACGAGUACAUAGCCUUAAGUCUUUUUACUUGUCCCUCUCACUAGUCAGUCGUCUCAUUACCUGUCGGGUAAAUUUGAGUACCUACCUAUAACAAUUUUGUUAUAUCAACUUCCUAGUUAUCUCCAUAAACGACGUUGUUAAGUACAAUACACACUGAAAUACGACGCUAUUAUCAUCAUGGAGGAUAAUGAAGCUGAUAGACAAAUAAGGCUUGCGAGAAUAUUGUUGAAUCUUGGUCAUUCAUAUCUGCAUACUGUUGAUAUAGAAAGUUCAGAAGAAGAAAGUGAAGAAAGUGAAGAAAGUGAAUCUGGGCAAACCGAAAGUGAAGAAACUGAAGGUGAGGAAAAAGAAGUGAAAACUAAAUUUAAAGCAAGUAAACAACAAAACAUAGAGGAAGAGGAAGACCAAUUUGAUAAACAACAUCAUGAAAAAGUAAUGAAACAACAGGAAUUAGAGAAAAAAACAAAUCUAGAAGAUAUACCACAACAAUUCUAUAGAGAUGUACAACAAAAAUCUUACAAUAAUUUACCUGUUGAAGCUGACACUGAAAAAGAAGUUGCAAAUAAAUCUAAUGAUAAAAAGCAUAAGUUAAAUAUUGACUUACCAAAAGAAUUCAAUAACACAAUACAACAAAAGUUAGAAUGUGGAGUAGAAUUAAUUGGUGAAGUGCAAGAUGAGUUUAGGAAAAAACAGGAAAAGCUCCACACAGAUGACCAACCAAAAAUUGAUAUAGAUAAGGAACAUGAAUGUAACAAAGAACUAAUUAAAGAUUCUGAAAAUGAAAUACAAAUGCAGUUACUGAUUGAAGCCCCACCAAUGCCUGGUGUAGAUGUGGAUUUAUACUUAAAAGUGCAAGUUGAUUCAGGGUGUCAACUUGAUUUAAAAAAGGAAGAAGUGCUUGGAGAAAAACAAAAAAAUGUUGAUAAAAAACAUCAAGAAGCAGUUGACAAAAAUAUAGAGCACACGGAUCACAAAGAUAGACAAGCAGUAAAUAAAAAUUUACAGAUUAAAUUUGAUGAAGUAAACAUAUCACAAGACAUUGAAGAAGAUAUUCAAGAUAAAUUAAACAAAGGAUCAAAUCUAAAUUUGGAAGAAGAAAACACGCGACCAGAAUUAAAUGAAAAUUUACAAGAACAAUAUGAUAAUGAAGUACAACAUGAUGUUAAAGAAUUACAGCAAGAAGAUUAUGAAGAAACUAUGGAUACAAAUCAUAAAAGAAUACUACAAGAAAUUGAAUCACUUAUAUGUGAUUUUCAAAAUAGAAAAAACAAAGAAGAAGAAUGUGACGAAUUAACAGCAAUAAGAAUUGCAAAAAUAACAAAGGAAAUUGAAGAAUUAGAGAUAGACAUGGAACAAGAGCGUGAUGAAGAAUUAGAAAGAGAAUAUAAUGAUGAAUUUAAACGUAUGUUUUCAUCAGUAAUCAAAGAAAAACUCUUAGAAAAACUACUUCUCUCAUUUAAUGAUGAUGAUGCACCAUAUUAUAAAAGGAUUGAAAAUUUGCUUAGCCAUUAUUUUCCAACUAAAUUAGAUACAAUUAAUGAUAAAAUAUUGAUUGAUCCUGUUCAACCUCACGAAAAUCUUAAAGAAAGGUCUGAUGUAAGCAAUGGUGCAUUUGAAGAAAUACAAGAAGAAUCCGAUAAAAAAAGUGAAGAAGUAGAAAAAGGGUCUUGUGAUGAAAUCUACUAUUUUGAAGAAGUACCAGAAGAAUCUAAUAUUGAAAUGGGAGAAUUGGAGGAUGAAGUACUACAAGCCGUGUCUGACAUAGAAAAUGAAGAUGAAACUCAAGAAGAGUCUGAUGUAGAUGUUGAAGGGUUAUCAAAUCCUGACGAUGAAGUAACUGGAGGCUUGGAUUGGAACUUACAAAUAGAAUCUGAAAUAAAUGCAGACGAAUCUGAUGGACAGUCAUUACAAGAAAGCGAUGAAGAAAUAGAAGAAUUAAACGAUGAUGUAAACAUUGUAACCGAAAUAGUUUAUGAUUAUGAAGUUGAAGAAGAAGCAGAAACUAGUUCAAUAGAAAGACUUAGUCCAAUUGAAGAACUUAGUCCAAUUGAAGAAUCUGCUGCUACAGAUGAUGAAUUUAAUUCUACAGAAAUAGAACAGCGUAAUGAAGAAAUACAACAGAAGAUUGAUAAAGAAGGACAAGUAAAAUCUAUUGGUAGUAUACAUGAAUUACAAGGAGAUGUAAAAAAAAAAAGUGAUAAUGAUAAACCUCAGAAAUUUGAAGAUUUACAACUACAAAUGGAAAUAGAAAAUAUACAAGAUUUAGAUGAAAUACCAUUAAAACUGAAAAUUCAACAAGAAGAAUUAGAAGAAAAAUUACAUCAACAAAUGAAAACAAUUCAAGAAGAGUUCUAUAAAAAUUCAAAACUAGAGUAUGACAAAGAACAACAGUUAAAAGGUAAUACAUUAAUUGACCCUAUUUAUGAUAAAGAGCAAAAAUUGUUUUAUAAAAUUAAAGGCAAUUUUCUAAAAACAACUGACAAAUAUAAAGAUUUAGCACAACAAAAAAUGAUAGAAGCAUUACAACAAAAAGUUGAUGAAAAACAGUUACUAGAAAUGAAAGAAUUUCCAGAAGAGUUUGUUGAACCAAAUAUAGAAAUAGAAGAUCUACAUAAGGAAGUUCUGCAAUUACAACGUGAAUGUGCUGAAUUAGAACCAGAAUUUAGCUAUAAUAUACCAUUAGUUGUUGAUGAAAAACCUAAAGAUAAGACUAAAAAAGUCAAGUAUAAUUUAUAUGAUAAAUUACAUGAAAUACACAAAAAAAAAUUAUGUUUUUUUGCUGAUUCUAAAGAGUGGCCCGAAAAAUAUUUAUACCCAUCAUGUUUGCUGGAUGAAUUAUUUGAUGAUCCUUCAGAAGUUAAUCCUAAUGUGUUUGUGAUCACAUUAUACUCUGUUGAUAUUGGUUAUUCAAUUAAAAUAACCAUGAAUAAGAAUAAACCACCAAUUGAAACUUUUUAUAGCUAUACCGAUGAUUCAAUUUUAGAUUUUGUAGAAAGAGAACAACUUCCACCAUGUUUAUUAGAUUCGUUUGGUAAAGCUCGACCAAGGAUAUUUUAUAAUGGACGUGUUAUAGCAGAAAUUCAUAAUAAAUAUCAUGGGGAAGAUUUAACGAGAGUAUAUCGAAUUUUAUUGCAUCCUCAUAAUUUGUCCAUUCAGAGUGAUGUAGAUCGAAUAAUUGCUAAAUGUAGUCCUACCUACUGUUCAUAUGAACAAAGACUAUUUAUUGAGAGGCAAUUGGUAAGACGAAAUUUUCCCGUCAUGUGCAUCGAUUCGUCGCCUGUUGCUGGUUUAACUGUUCAGUUACAACAUCAAUUGUUCAGUCGUCGAACCAUAACACUAAACCCUCUAAAAGUAAAAAAAAAUGAUUCUUCCGAUUUUGAAAUGUAUUUGUCAAAAAAAUUACAAGAAGACAAAUUAAAUGAAUCACAAAAUGAAUCUUCAAAAUUGAUGAAAGAUACUGCAAGUGACAAUACGAUUCAUCAUCUUUUAUGGAAGUUUGAAUUCCGUAUCCAUACAUUUAAAAUUAUCAAAUUAUACGUGUUUGUCAUAACAGAAACUCUAGAGUAUUCUAUGUUAUUAUGUAUGAAUUCAAUUGUCCCACGUUCUAAGAAGAUGAGGUUUAAAAUAAAUCUUGAAACAAAUAAAUUAAAAGCCUACAUUGAUGUGAUAUUAGAAUUUCUUAAAAAAAACGUUAAUCCUGACACGUUAGUGGUUCGAAGAUAUAAAAGUGAUGAUAAAUCAGUACCUCAGUCUACUACAUGUGUUCCAUCAUUGUUGAAUGACAAUGUUUAUGAACCUAGUUCAACAGAUAUUUGUAAGUUUCUAGAUGAGUUGUUAGAAUUUAUACCUAAAAUUGAACCUGAAGAGACUGAUGUAACAAAAAGAUGUUUAUAUUAUAGGGCAAGUGAAAAGGUGAAAUCAAAGAAGAAAGACAUUAAUUUUGGUAGUUCAAAAAGGUUACCAAAGAAUCAAGAAAAUCAUAAGGAUCAAAAAAAGAAGAAACGAGUACAAUUAAAAAAGUUAAUCCCUCAUAAAGUUGAAUCAUUGUCAACAAACAAAAUAUCUGUUGAUUCAAAAUCAUUAAAAAGUUCAACAACACCAUUAUAUGUUUCAUUAGGUCUUAAGCAAUUUCCAACAAAAAGUUUAAACCCAGUUAAACCAUCACUGGCUAGAUCAAAAUCAAAUGCUUUACUCGAUGACAGAUCCAUUAAUGUAGUUCACAAAGAAUUAGACUCAAAAUCAGCUAAAGAAAUAUCAUUAUUGUCGAGUCCCAUGACUAUAUUACCAACAGUAUCAAGUCAUAUUACUGUAGUGUCAUUAGAACAGAGUUUUACAGAUGCAGCACUACCGCCAGAAUCAAGCACUGCAACUAUGUCAUUAGCACCUAAAUAUAAAACAAUAUUUUCAUCUGCUGCUUUAAAUACUGAUUAUCGCCUAGCAUCUAAAAAUUUAGAAAGAUUUGAAGACCAUAAUGUGAGCAAAGAUAUUAAAUCUAAACCAGCUAUUCAAUCAAAAACAGAUCAUACUAAAUUUUUGGGAAAAAAUGAUUUUUCACUGAAAACAUCUUAUGAUAAUAUAAACAAUCGACCGCCUUUACAUAACUUUGCAAGAGGACUAAGUUCUUGUGAUGAUAAAACGGAGAAAAAUAUAAAAGUUGUAAAACAUUUACAUCGUAAUGCGGUCUGUCUAAAAGGUCCAGAAUUCAUUAUUAAAAAAGAGGGAUUGUCUGUAGCAGCUAAGUUAACAGAAGGAAGAUUUUCAAAUAAACCUAAUGCUACAUAUUAUCAGGAGACUAAACAACUUAAUGAUGAUUUAACUACAAAUAUAGACAGAUUGUCUAAUUUACAGGUUACAUCACCUAAUCCUGUUAUUACAUUGGUUCCAUCAUCUUUAAACAAGUUCAAUAAUGAAGAUCAGAUGAAUGAUAUUUCAUCUCAAGAAAUUAAUUAUACUUCAUCCUCAAGCACUGAAAAUAUCAAAUCUGUUAAGCGAAAACGAUCUUCAUAAAUACAUGUAUAAUUUAUUUUUAUAACUUUAUAUUUUAUUUCUCAUCUUUUGAAUACAAUAAAGAACUUCAUAAUAUUUUUAUUAGUUAUGCAAUUUAAUGUAUAAUUUAUUAAUUAAUUUUGUUUAAAAUUGACUUUAUUGUUGCGAAUACAUUCUUUAUGAUUAAAAAAAAAUAGUCAUGACUGGUAAUUAUUUUGGCCAUUUCUGGUUAUAAUUUAUGUAACUUUAAUAUUUAUUAAACUUAGUAUAUACCAUUAUAAGAUUUUUUAUAUCAUAAACAAUUUAGUUUUAGACAAUUUGACAUACAUUUAUAUAAAUUAGUUUAUUGCAAACAGGUUUUUUUGUAUGUAGUUACAAGUAGCUUUUUAUUAUGAAUUGUGAUUAUGUAAGCAUUUUUAGUUCAUUUCAAUAUGAAUUAAGUUAAUUGGUAAUGUAACAGUCUUGUUAAGUAUUCGAAUACUUGUAUUUAUUUACUAAUUUGGUAUUUAUAAUACUUCGACUUUUAAAUACAUUUUCUUUGUAUUUUAUUCUAGAAUACUAAAUACUUUUUUUUUCAUUUCACCAUUCUAUAUCAAACAAUACAAUGGUAUUUAUUAAGAGGAUGUAAGCGCACAAUUUGUUUUCUCUCACGUGCAACAUAGACAAAACGCAUUUGCGUAGAAACGUUUUAUCUAUGUUUUUAAGUAAUCUUAGAGUAAAAUCACCUAUUACAAUAAAGAUAGAGAAUAAUAUUUUAGAGGGAAUGACAUAUUGAUUUUAUAUUUUAUUGUUAUUUGACUUUGAAUUCGACUUUCAAAAUAAACAAAAAAAUGUUGUAAAUUUAAAUGAUGUUUAAAUUGUUUUGAAACAAUAUUUAGAGAAAUCGAUAUGUCAAUAUUAUUCUCUAUCUUUUUUAUAAUGAGUGAUUAUACUCUAAGAUUACAAAACACAUUAGCGCAGAAUCGUUUUUUCUAUGUUGCACAUGGGCCAGAGAGAGAAAACAAAUAGUGUGCUGACAUCCUCUAAAUUAUUUAAUUAUAAUAUUUAUAUAUUAAUAUACUACAAAUAAGUACCUACUUAUACGUAUUUGAAAUUUAAAUAACACCAAGUAUAUAAAUACGUAUUCUGAAUACUUUAGAAAAGUAUUCUCAACAAGACUGGAAUGUAAAUAUUUAAAUCAGUGCCAUGUCAAGCAAUUCAGCGCCUCGGGGCAAAAAUGGUUUACGGGGCCACAGGUAGCAUAUUAAGCACACAUAAAGGCGCUCCCUUACUUUUACAAAACAACGGUCCAAGGAGCAAAUGCCCCCUUUGCCCCAGGGCCUAAAAUUAAGAUAUUUUGCUACUGCACACCUAAUUCCACACCAAAAUAUUUUAAAAUAAUGAACAUAGACCUAGUAGUGCACAUGCCACAUAUAACUUUAUUACAUAGUUGUUUUUGCUAUUCAUUAAUAUUUAGUUAUAAUAAAAACAAUCUAAGACAAUCUUUUUUUAAAUUCCUUGAUACCUAUAUGGCUAUUAUGACUUAACAUUUUAAAAUUAAAAACGAAAUAGCUUGGGUUAAUAUACUAAUUAUAUUAUAAGCCGCCCAGAAUAUAGUGUAGUCUGUAUUAUUUUUAGUGUUAUGGAUUUUAAACAAAUACAAUAUGCUAAUUAGUAAUUUUCAAUAAUCAAUAUUGAAUAUUAAAUAAAGAUUUAUAAAAGCCAAAAAUAAGAACUGCACACAAUUUUAGGCCCUGCUUUGCCCCCCUUAACACGGCUCUGAUUUAAAUGUUUUCUGUAUUAGUUUAAUUUAGAAAAAUAUGACAACUUCAAAUUAGAUUAAUUUGUUUUUGAAAGUCUUACGGCUAACCUAUACAAUAUUAAAUUGAAUGUAGUGUAUCGUACAUAUAUUAAAAUUUGUGUAUAAGUUAACAAAAAUAAAAUAAUGAUUUUGUUUUAAUAA
Messenger RNA from Metopolophium dirhodum (rose-grain aphid), 7343 nucleotides. Its product is annotated as golgin subfamily A member 4-like. NCBI's taxonomy places the organism in Eukaryota, Metazoa, Arthropoda, Insecta, Hemiptera, Aphididae. The transcript is spliced from 13 exons. The record is from RefSeq and is a predicted model, not a curated record. Bases 593 to 5422 code for a protein of 1609 amino acids.